Molecule: messenger RNA, 1290 nt
Organism: Punica granatum (pomegranate)
Lineage: Eukaryota; Viridiplantae; Streptophyta; Magnoliopsida; Myrtales; Lythraceae
Source: RefSeq, a predicted model, not a curated record
AUGUUCAAGAAAGCUGUGACAGAUUAUAACAUAGCAAUAGGAAGGGUGUUCAAGUUUGUGAAGAAUGACAACAAAAGGGUUAGGGCAAAGUGUAGAUCGGAAGGGUGCAAAUGGGAGAUCUUUUGUUCUUGGAGUAAUGAGGUGAAAACUUUCAAAAUAAAGAAGUUCGUGGAGCCACAUACUUGUGCUAGGGGGUUCAAAAACAAGCAAGCUAAUAAGAAGUGGUUGGCUGCUCAACUUGUUGAUAAAUUAAGAUCUUACCUGACAAUGUCAGCACAUGAUGCUUUUGAGUGGUUUAAAAGGUAUAGAGAUAUUCAUGUAUAUGACUAUCAGAUAUACAGAGCAAUGAGCGUGGCCAGGAAAAUUGUAGAGGGAUUUGAGAGGUUGCAAUAUCAAAAAUUGUGGGACUAUUGUAAGGAGCUUAGGAGGCGGAAUCCUAAUUCUACAUUUGGUUUGACAGUAGAUAGACCUACUUUAGAGCUGCCACCAACAUUUGAUAGGCUAUACAUUUGCUUUAAUGCAAAUGUACAUGGGUUUAAAGAAGGAUGCAGACCCCUCAUUGGGUUGGAUGGGUGUUUUCUAAAGGGAUAUUAUGGAGGACAGUUACUGUCUGCUGUUGCUCAAGAUGGCAAUCAACAUUUCUAUGUGAUUGCAAUAGCUGUUGUUGCGCAAGAAAAUAGGGAUACAUGGAGUUGGUUUUUGAGUAAUUUGCUUGGGGAUAUUGGACAGUACAGUGACAAUGGUUGGAACUUUAUAUCAGAUCAGCAGAAGUUUAACUCGAAGAUUGUGAAGUUCAAAGGUAAGCCAAUCAUUACGAUACUUGAAGAGAUUAGAUGUUAUUUGAUGGGGAAGAUGAAUAAGCACAGAUUGAAGGCAAAUAGCUUUGUGGGUCCAAUUUGUCCAGUAGCACAGAGUAGGCUAGACAAGUCUAGAAAAGAUAGUUCAUAUUGGACUCCUGAGUGGGUUGGUGAUGCAGAUGGUUACAAAUUUCAAGUGUGGAAAAGGCCUCAAUGCAAGGUGGUAGAUUUAGGUGUUGGAACUUGUAGUUGUAGAAUGUGGCAGUUAACUGGGAUACCAUGUGCACAUGCUAUUGCUUGCAUGGCUUAUAAUAAUUUGGAACCCGAGAAGUAUGUUCACUCGUGGUAUUCUACUGAACGAUGGAGAGCCACAUAUGUUCCAUACAUCGAACCAAUUACUGGUGAAAGUGACUGGCACCAAACUGAACUGUCACCAAUUGAACCACCAGCAUUUAAAAGACCAGCUGGAAGGCCUAAGCAAAGGAGAAGGUAA